CAACACAUUCAAAAAAAAAAAAAAAAUCCUGCUCGACCUGAUUUUGGGAUCACCAGCUCGCAUAUAUCGGAGUAGCCAGAGGCAAACAACCACAGACGCCUUGCAUCUCUUCAAGAGUCGACUUGGAAACAUACACACUCUGAUUUGGACUGAACAGAUUGCUCCGUACAAGGAAAGUUGGUCUUUUCUUUUACAGAUUCAUUCAAAGAUGUCUAUCUUACCCGAUGAGGCGGCCUUUGCUGACUUCAGAAAGCAGUGUUUAUCAACGGACAAUUGGUACUGCAAGUAUGAUAAGAAUGGGAUGCAAGUGUUGGUCGAGGCUUCUCCUGUAAAUAAAGGGAAUGGUGUACCAAAAGUCCACAAGAUCAAGUGUAAAAUGACAAUCAACGAUGUAUCAGCUGCCACCAUGUACGACGUCCUUCAUGAUGGCCAGUACCGUAAGACGUGGGACCCCGCCAUGUUGGACAGCUUUGACAUUGCCCGGCUCUCUGCGAAUGCUGAUGUGGGCUACUACUCAUGGAUUUGUCCACAGCCUAUAAAGAACAGAGAUGUGGUGAGUCUGCGAUCGUGGCAGGUGACAGAGGACGAGUACAUCAUCUUUAACUUCUCAGUCAAACACCUGAAACACCCUCCUCGCAAGGACCUGGUGAGGGCCAUUUCCAUCCUCACUGGAUAUUUGAUCAAGUCCACAGGACCAAACAGCUGCACUUUCAUAUACCUUUCACAAGCUGACCCCAAAGGUUCUCUUCCAAAGUGGGUGGUGAACCAAGCUUCUCAAGUUCUUGCUCCACGGGUGAUGAGGUGCGUACACAAGGCGGGACAGAUGUAUCCAGAGUGGAAACAGCAGAACUCUCCCGACCGGAAGCCAUGGUUAUACCCGGAGCAGAACACCUUGCCCAUGAUGGACCCCGCCGAACUGUCGAUACAGAGAGCCGACUCGCUAGAAAACAUGGAUGAGAGUUCCAAGGUAGCCGCAGUGGACAACCAGGACAGCAGUUAAAUCACAUCAAGGUGAUGGGAAGCAUAGCAAAGAGGGAACGAUUGGAGGAUGGACUGUAUAUACUCAUAAAUUAAAUAAGACUUGAGACCUCCGACUCUCUGAGACGUCACCCUAAAGCUCUUGAAUAAUUAUCCUUGUGCCUUUUGGGAUGAGCAAGAGCAUGACGUGUUUACAGGUGUCUUACCAGACAGAAAUGAAUACUGAUCAAAUUGCCCUUCACCUCACUCCAAGUUAAACUAAGCUUAACAUCUCUCCAGUGUUUGCCGCCAGGCUUUUAAAACUUAUUUUUUACAAUGUUCAGGCUUAGAGUUAUCAGUGUUUGAAUGUGUCAUAGUGAAAGACUACAUUAACAAUGGGUAGCUUGGCUACGCAAAAUAGACACAUUUUUAAAUAAAGAAUUUAGAAAUAGUUGUCCAUUUAGCCUUUACAAGUGACUAUGGAUGGAAAAUAAAUGAGUUACUGUCUGUUGUGAAAAUUAAAUUAUUUUUCUAAAUUGAAUUUCAGGUUAACAUUUUUUUUUUUAGUCUUUUUAUAUUUACAGAAGCAUAGUUUUACAGAAACAUAGGUUUCAUGUUCAGUUUUUAUUGCUUACCAUUAGUUUAUUUAAUGAAGUCAUGAUUAGCGAGCGAUUAGUGAACAGGAAGCUGGUUUGAAGGUUCAUUGUAUUUAUUUACAUGUGCAAUCAAAGCUUUAUGCAAUGUAAAAUUUCACUUAUUCUAAUUUAUAUAGACCCUAGACUUGCAUUGGAACUCAAGAAAAAUUUAAAUCUUUUAGACUGUAUUAACAUGUAAAAUGUACACAGCAUGUUAGCAUUUUGUCAUAUGAAUAUCACUUUACCUGAAAAAUUGUGAUGACCAUAAAGAAUAUAUUUUAUUUAUUUGAAGUCAUGUUUGAGAAAAGACUGUGGAAUGAAGCCCUGCAGGCUGAACUUAAGUUUUUUUUCUUUUUCAUAAGAUAUUUAAUGUUAUAUUAUGGUCCUGACUUUUUUCUUUUUUUUUCCCAAAUAAACCUCAAGGUUUACGUGCUUUU
Molecule: messenger RNA, 2029 nt
Organism: Etheostoma spectabile (orangethroat darter)
Lineage: Eukaryota; Metazoa; Chordata; Actinopteri; Perciformes; Percidae
Gene: stard14
Product: START domain containing 14
Exons: 6
Coding region: 209-1000 (263 amino acids)
Molecular function (GO): lipid binding
Source: RefSeq, a predicted model, not a curated record